GGGAGCCUCCUCGUUUGCCUUGAGGUGCGCUCCAGGCUCAGCCCGGCGAUGGAAGCCGAAGCUUCUCCGCCGGUUGGAUCUCCCCCUUGCUUCCUGUGGUUCCAGAGGCCUGGCGUCUACGAGGAUGAGAAGGGGAGGAUCUGGGUGGCUGUGGCUCUGCAGAUCAAUCCCUCCCACCGAGCUCAGGGCAGCGGGGCCCCUGAGAGCACACAUGAAGUCAGCAUCACGGUCCAUCUGUGGCAGUUACCCAACCAGAUGCCCAGGCCCCCCAGCUGUCUGUUUGUGUCUGGGCUGCCCAUGAAGUGGGAGCUCUAUCCCGGGCGAAGGUACCAAGGAACGGAUUCCAGACUCUGGGAGAUAGUGGACCAUGGCCAGGCAAGUCAUCUCCACGGAAAAUCUGGUCCUCAAACGUCUGCCAAGUGGGAGCCACUGAUGAGGCUGACCCGGCUGGCCCUGUGUCUUCAGCGAGAAUCGCUAUGCACCUGCUCAUUGGUUUGCACACCUAGGGGCCGGGCCCCGUCCUCUCUGCAUUUCCCAUCCCCUCCUCCUGCUUCGGCUUCUCUGCACACUUUGCCUUCUUUGUGCCAUCCUCCAGGUGCCCCGCCCCUCCAUGCCCAAGCCCCGCCCCUCCACGCCCACCAGGUCCCGCCCCACGGCCUCCUGCGCAACCUUGAUUGGAGACUUGACUUCCAUCCACUCCGCCUCUGGCGGGGGCGGCUCCGCGGGGGCGCGGGUGCCAGGUCUGAACCUGGGACUCAUGCCCCAUGGCUGCCAUUUCUGCUGCCGCUUUGACUGGAGUAGAUCAGGGACUGGGCAGGCUGUGCACUCCGGAGCCUCGGUCCACCCUGGAAAGUGAGUGCUG
Messenger RNA from Odocoileus virginianus texanus, 862 nucleotides. Lineage: Eukaryota; Metazoa; Chordata; Mammalia; Artiodactyla; Cervidae. The record is from RefSeq and is a predicted model, not a curated record.